AACACGACCUGUGGAACGGCGCACGUGUUUACUUUUUUUCGGCAACGCAAUUUCUUUUCGCAUACAUUUUCCCGUGCUGUAGAUUGAAUUUGCAGCCAAAAUGGGCAGACAAAAUCGCUCCCGCAAGCGUCGCGAUGAAAUGAACAAAAUAAAGAAGGCGCGCUACGACGCCAAGGAGCUGAUUCGUCUGAAGAAGACGCUGGGCCUGCUGGAUGCCGAAGGCAAUGAGAUCAUGAAAGACAUUGCCGAUGUGGUGGACGUAAAGACAGCCAAAGAGAUCAAGCGGGAUGCCAAGACCAGGGAGCAGCAGGAGCUGAUCUACGAGCAUCAGGAGAGCCUGGAGAAGGGCCAGAAGGUGAAGGUGACCAACGACAAGACUGGCGUGGAGCAUGUGUUCAACAGCAAGACACUCAAGGACCAGUAUGGCAAUUAUCCGGCCUGGUUCAAGAAGAAGAAGACUGCCAAGCGUCUACGCAAGAAGCAACAUUCUCAGACAAAGAACUUCAAGCAGGCCUGGACCACGGUCAAUGUGCCGCUCUAAGGAGAAUGCCACUAGGGGGUAGGGAACGGUACCCAUAGUUAGAGUAAGUUCAGGUCUCGGAGUGUGGAUGGAAUUUGUAGCACUACAAAGCAGCCAACCAGCCAGCCAGUGGACUUGUUUAUGUUAUAGAUAAGAGUUUAUAUUGCAUAUUAAAGCCUUAAAACUA
Messenger RNA from Drosophila subobscura, 707 nucleotides. Its product is annotated as protein LLP homolog. The coding region runs from base 101 to 541 and encodes 146 amino acids. The transcript has 2 exons. Gene Ontology annotation, molecular function: RNA binding. NCBI's taxonomy places the organism in Eukaryota, Metazoa, Arthropoda, Insecta, Diptera, Drosophilidae. The record is from RefSeq and is a predicted model, not a curated record. Gene Ontology annotation, cellular component: nucleolus. Gene Ontology annotation, biological process: dendrite extension.